Dendrobium catenatum is the source of this 2374-nucleotide messenger RNA. RefSeq names its product mRNA-capping enzyme. The record is from RefSeq and is a predicted model, not a curated record. Gene Ontology annotation, biological process: protein dephosphorylation; 7-methylguanosine mRNA capping. The coding region runs from base 259 to 2043 and encodes 594 amino acids. NCBI's taxonomy places the organism in Eukaryota, Viridiplantae, Streptophyta, Magnoliopsida, Asparagales, Orchidaceae. Gene Ontology annotation, molecular function: mRNA 5'-triphosphate monophosphatase activity; protein tyrosine/serine/threonine phosphatase activity; ATP binding. The transcript is spliced from 17 exons.
UCUGCACUCUCUAUAUCCGCUGGUUUGCUAGGGUUUGCUUUUACUCUUCUCCGGCUGUUCGUUGCCCUUCGCCUUCGCCUUCGCCUUCGCCUUCGUGGCGUGAGGGAUAGAGUUUUGAACACGUCGCUAAAUAACUUCCUCGCCUUCUUCGACGACGUUCCUUCCUGUCGGAUCCAAAGUCACACCUCCUCGCCGUUAUUCUGUCGGAUCGGAAGUAACGACGACGACGGGAGCUUGCUCGUUGCGAAGAUAUUAUAUAUGGACUUAAAUGCAUCUCCUUUACCUGAAGAUGAUGAGCUGCCUACUCAAGAACCUGUUGAGGAUUUGAUUUUAGAUCAACCAAUAAAUGAGUCAUCCGUUCAGACCUUGCAUAGAGAAAGGGAAGAACGGCGCCGUCGGUUGAAAAGAGAGAAUAGAGAUGAAGUUCCCAGGCAGCAUGCACAAUUUGCCAGGAAUGACUUCAUGAUUCAAAGUAAAGGAUCUAGAUAUGCUGGAAAAAUAAGACCAAUUCCACAUGGUUGGUUGGAUUGCCCUCCAUUUGGUCAGUGCUUAGAAGGAAGUAUUGUUCCUUCAAAAGUUCCUUUGGAUGAAACCUAUAAUGAUGCAGUUAUUCCUGGAAGAAGAUAUUCUUCAAAGCAAGUGAUUAACGGCCAAAGAAGAUUUGGUCGUGAACUUGGUUUGGUCGUGGAUUUGACAAAUACAACCCGAUAUUAUUCUCCAUUAGAAUAUACAAAGCUGGGCAUUAAGUAUAUUAAGAUUGCAUGCAAGGGACGUGAUGCUGUGCCAGAUAACGAGUCUGUGAAUAAAUUUGUUUAUGAGGUCAUGCAGUUUAUUGGCCGCCAAAAGCAUUCUCGUAAAGCUGUACUUGUUCAUUGCACUCAUGGCCAUAAUCGCACUGGCUUUAUGAUUGUCCAUUAUCUUAUACGCACUAAAUUGUGUUCUGUUACUGAGGCUCUUGAUCUAUUUAAGGUGGCACGUCCUCCAGGAAUCUAUAAAAGGGAUUAUAUAGAGGCAUUGUAUUCUUUUUAUCAUGAAUGCCCUGAAAAAUUGGUUUGCCCUCCCACUCCUGAUUGGAAAAGAUCUUCUGAUCUUGAUUUGAAUGGCGAAGCUGUGCAGGAUCAAGAUGAUGAGGAGGAUGGUGAUAAUAUUGGUCUUUUACAUGAGCAGCAUGUGGAGAACGGUCCUAUAACUAACGAUGAUGUUUUAGGGGAUGCAGUUUGCUAUGAUGAGCAAGAGUUUUUGCGCCAAAAAUGCUACUCUCUGUUUGAAUUGUCUCCCACCGGGAAGGGAACUUCACAAUUUCCAGGAUCUCAUCCUGUAUCUCUGAAUAGAGACAAUUUACAACUUCUGAGGCAGCGCUACUAUUAUGCCACAUGGAAAGCUGAUGGUACCAGAUAUAUGAUGCUUAUUGCCUUACAUGGCUGCUACUUGAUUGAUCGAAAUUUCUGCUUUCGGAGGGUACAAUUACGUUUUCCAUUGAAGGUUGAGUUUGAGGGUUACCUUUUCCAUCACUACACGUUAAUUGAUGGGGAAAUGAUCAUUGAUGCUGUACCUGAUAUCGGACUGAAGAGGAGAUACCUGGCCUAUGAUUUAAUAGCCCUUAAUAAUCAGUCCGUUAUAAAGUUGCCCUUUUCUGAGCGGUGGAAAUUACUUGAAGAAGAAGUCAUUCGGCCUCGAAACAAUGAAAAGAAGUAUAUUGACCGUGAAGGAAAGGGGAAUUUAACAUAUAGAUACGAAAUGGAGCCAUUUGGAGUCAGGCGGAAGGAUUUUUGGUUAUUAUCAACUGUUGGUAAACUUUUGAAAGGGUUUAUCCCUAGUCUUUCACAUGCAUCUGAUGGGCUUAUAUUCCAGGGUUGGGAUGACCCAUAUGUUCCUCGCACGCAUGAAGGUCUUUUAAAGUGGAAAUAUCCUGAAAUGAAUUCAGUUGACUUCCUGUUUGAGAUUGGGACUGACAAUCGCCAAUCAGUUUUUCUUUAUGAGAGAGGAAAGAAGAAGCUUAUGGAUGGUUACAGAGUAGCUUUUAAGGAUGCAGGAUUGUCUUAAGGCCGCUCAAGAUGAACUGUGGACAUCAAUGUGCUCUUUAGGUGCAUAGCUUUCUGAUGAGGACAUCAGAUUUCGACACGUGUAUCAUCGCCGGAGACGCAGAUCGACGGCUACAAUCCAAAGCCUUUAUUUCUGAUUUACUUGUAUUUUAUUUAUGCUUUUAUUUUUAUUUUCCUAGUUUUCCCCUGUGGGCAUUGAGUCAUUUAUGUAGCCCUAAGGGCAUUUGUGUCAGUUUCAUUUUAUUUUAUCUUGGCCUAUUUAAAGGAGGCCUCAUGCAAUGUAUGUUAUUGAUGAAUGAUUAAAUGAAAAAGUUUAUUCUAAUUGUGUGAUC